Messenger RNA from Colletotrichum orchidophilum, 2361 nucleotides. Its product is annotated as tRNA pseudouridine synthase D. The transcript is spliced from 2 exons. Gene Ontology annotation, biological process: pseudouridine synthesis. Gene Ontology annotation, molecular function: pseudouridine synthase activity; RNA binding. Lineage: Eukaryota; Fungi; Ascomycota; Sordariomycetes; Glomerellales; Glomerellaceae. Gene Ontology annotation, cellular component: nucleus. The record is from RefSeq and is a predicted model, not a curated record. The coding region runs from base 1 to 2361 and encodes 786 amino acids.
AUGGCGGCCGAAGUCCGCCGCUCCAACGGCACGCGCCUCGAUGCCACCCUCGGCAUCACUGAGCGCAUCGCGCCGAGCAUGGUAGCUUGGACUGGAGAUAUGCGUAAGAGAUACACCGAUUUUCAAGUCUAUGAAAUCAACAAAGAUGGCUCCGUCCUCCACCUCACCGAGACGCGCCUUCCCCCGCCGCCAAAGGAGGAUAUCGCCCCUCCCCUACCGCCACCUCCUCCUGCUCCCAUAGUGGAAGAUAAAAAAGAGGAAGAGCCCAAGCCGGAAGAGCCAUCACGAGACGGAGAGGUGGCCGAGAAGCCCGCUGUCCCCCAAGUCCCCGCCGAGGACAUCGCCCUCAUCGCUUCCCUCACAAACGAGGACUUCUCCAACCAGCUCCUGGCCAUCUACCAAACGAUAUCCGCCGACAAGAACGCCAAAACCGAGCCCGUCACCUCCCCCGUUAUGGACGACAAAGACAAGCGCUCCCAGCUCCACCAGAACGUCCGCCGCAUCUUCAACUCCACCAUCGACACCACUACAGACCCCACGGGCGCCAUCGUCGCGAGGGUCCCGCCCCCUCGCGGGAAGGGCAAGGGCAUGCGCGGCGGCCGCGACAAUGGCCGCGACAACAAGCAAAAGAAGCCCAAGGUCAAAGCCGUGGCCCCCGGCGAGGGCGAGUACCUCCACUUCACACUGUACAAAGAGAACCGCGACACCAUGGACGCCCUGCACCAGAUCUCAAAAGCUCUCCGCAUCAAACCCCAGGCCAUCGGCACGGCGGGCACCAAGGACCGCCGCGCCGCCACCACGCAGCGCUGCUCCGUCCGCGGCCAGCGUGCCGACGCCCUCCUCCGCGCCCGCCUCUUCGGCGUCACCGUCGGCGACUACCGCUACGCCCACGCCCCAAUCCACCUCGGCGCCCACAGGGGCAACGAGUUCGUCAUCGCCCUGAAAGACUGCCUCGUCGCCGGCUCCCCCAAUCUUACCCCCCCGGAGCGCAGCUCCCAGAUCCGGGCCUCCGUCGAGGCCGCCAUGGCGAGCAUGCACAACCCAGGCUGGAUAAACUACUUUGGCCAUCAGCGCUUCGGCACUCACGCAGUCGGCACCCACGAGGUAGGCCGCCUGCUCCUGCAAGGCGACUUCGAGGGCGCCGUCAACGCGAUCCUCUUCUACGAUGAAGCCAUCGCCAAGCGCGCCGUCGCAGGCGAGGUCCCCGACCAGGGCCACGCCCGCGACGACUUCAACCGCCAUCGCGCCUGCAUGGUCUUCCGCGACGGCGGCUCCGCCGACGAGGCUCUCUCCCACCUCCCGCGCCGCUUUUCUGCCGAAGCGAGCCUCAUCCGCCACCUCGGCCGGUCCACCGCCCCAUCCCGACGGGACUUCAUCGGCGCCCUCACAAGCAUCACCCGCGGCCUACGCAACAUGUACCUCCACGCCUAUCAGUCCUAUGUUUGGAACCACGCGGCGAGCCACCGCUGGCGCCUGUACGGCGGUAAGGUAGUCGAAGGCGACCUUGUCCUCGUCGACUCACCCACCUCAAACCCCGAUGCCGACGAAGACGACGACGCAGAAUCAUCCUCCGCCCGCGCCCUGACCGCCUCAGAAGCCGCCUCAGGAACCUAUACAAUUCAUGACAUCGUCCUCCCUUCCCCAGGCCACUCCGUCGCCUAUCCCACAAACGCAGUCGGGGCCUUUUACAAAGACUUUAUGCGCGACAACGGCGACCUGGACCCGCACGACAUGCUCCGCCGCCACCGCGAAUUCAGCCUCCCUGGCGCGUACCGCAAAGUCGUCGUGCGUUUCCUCUCGGAACCCUCUUUCGAGGUUCGCACGUACGAGGACGACGAGGAGAAGAUGCAUCCCACGGAUAUGGACCGUAUCCGCGCCGCCGCGCGUGCGGGUGCGGGUGCGGCAGGGAAGAAGCGGGGCCGGGAGGAGGGCGGCGCCGAGGAGCCGGAUGCGGCUAGUAAGAAAGCCAAGACCGAGACGGAAACUACAAUGGACGAGGGGGCAGAGGGCGAAGCCAGCAAGACGGAUGAGCCCAUGGCAGAUGCAACGCAGACCGACGGAAAGCAGCAGAAGCAGCCCGAGGCCGAGGCGGAGGUGAAGGCCGUUACGGACGACGUCGUCGCCGAGAAGCCCGAUCUGCCGUCUACCGAAAAGACCAAGACGGCCGUCGUUGUCACCUUCCAGCUUCCCAAGAGCGCCUACGCCACCGUCGCGUUGCGGGAACUGAUGGGCGUUGACGAGUCAGAAGUCGCUGCGGCUCCUUUGGUUGUCCCUGCUUCUGCUCCCGCUGCUUCUGCUGCUGUCGUCACCGAUAAUGCCGAGGUUCCAGAGACUUCUCAGACUACGGUUACGGAAUCAUGA